ACAUGGCGUCCCCCAGCCGUGGACCGCACUUCGAAGCCAGAAGGCGGUGCUGCGGCCGUAAAGCAGUGCCCGUUUCCCGAUAGCCAGCUGUCGCAAACCGGUGAAUGGCUCUGGAGCGCGAGCGGGGGGGGUGGGGGACAGGAGCUUGUGAUUGUGGUACGGGGGGGGCAGCGGCGGCGGCGGCAGCGGCGGCUCCUCUUCCUCCGCCGCCUCCCGGCGAAGCCGGCCAGGGAGGGAAAGAGCGGGGCGGCAGCAGGGCAAAAUGGAUCCCAACAGGAUUAUCCAGGCUCUCAAGGGCACCAUAGACCCCAAGCUGCGCAUCGCAGCCGAGAACGAGCUCAAUCAGUCCUAUAAGAUCAUCAAUUUUGCUCCAAGUCUACUGCAAAUCAUAGUGUCGGAUCAAGUUGAAUUUCCAGUACGUCAAGCAGCUGCCAUUUACCUAAAGAACAUGGUGACACAGUACUGGCCAGACCGUGAACCACCUCCUGGAGAAGCAGUGUUUCCAUUCAACAUUCAUGAAAAUGAUCGUCAACAGAUUCGUGAUAACAUUGUAGAAGGAAUAAUUCGUUCUCCUGACUUAGUGAGGGCCCAGCUGACAAUGUGCCUCCGUGCUAUCAUUAAACAUGACUUUCCUGGCCAUUGGACCGCCGUGGUAGACAAGAUAGGCUACUACUUGCAGUCUCAGAACAGUGCGAGUUGGCUUGGGAGCCUCCUAUGCCUGUAUCAACUGGUGAAGACUUAUGAAUACAAGAAAGCAGAGGAACGAGAUCCUCUCAUUGCAGCAAUGCAAAUAUUUUUGCCUCGGAUUCAGCAGCAGAUGAUACAGCUUCUGCCUGAUAACUCCCAUUACUCUGUACUGCUUCAGAAGCAAAUCUUAAAAAUCUUCUAUGCUCUUGUUCAGUAUGCAUUGCCACUCCAGUUGGUGAAUAACCAGACUAUGACUCAGUGGAUGGAGAUUUUCCGUACUAUCAUUGAUAGAAAUGUGCCUCCUGAGACUUUGCAAAUUGAUGAAGAUGAUAGACCAGAGCUGGUGUGGUGGAAAUGCAAGAAGUGGGCACUGCAUAUUGUAGCUCGUCUUUUUGAACGGUAUGGAAGUCCCGGAAAUGUAACUAAAGAGUACUUUGAAUUCUCUGAGUUUUUCUUAAAAACAUAUGCUGUAGGAAUACAACAGGUUCUCUUAAAAAUCUUAGACCAAUACAGACAAAAAGACUAUGUUGCUCCACGUGUCCUUCAACAAACAUUAAAUUAUCUGAACCAAGGGGUCAUUCAUUCUGUAACAUGGAAGCAGAUGAAGCCACACAUACAGAGUAUAACAGAAGAUGUGAUAUUCUCCCUAAUGUGCUACAAAGAUGAGGAUGAAGAACUCUGGCAAGAGGAUCCAUACGAAUAUAUCCGCAUGAAAUUUGAUGUAUUUGAGGAUUAUGCAUCCACUACAACAGCAGCACAGAAUCUCCUUUAUACUGCAGCAAAGAAGAGAAAAGAGGUAUUACCAAAAAUAAUGGCAUAUUGCUACCAGAUUCUGACAGAGCCAAACAUUGAUCCAAGGAAAAAAGAUGGAGCUUUGCAUGUUAUAGGAUCCCUAGCUGAUAUUUUACUGAAGAAGAGUGUAUUCAAGGAUCAGAUGGAGCUGAUGUUACAGAAUCAUGUAUUUCCAUUGUUCAUGUCUAACCUGGGGUACCUCAGAGCUAGAUCCUGUUGGGUUCUUCAUUCAUUCAGUGCUUUGAAAUUCCACAAUGAGCUAAACUUAAGGAAUGCAGUAGAGUUGGCAAAGAAGAGCCUGAUUGAAGAUAAGGAAAUGCCUGUCAAAGUAGAAGCUGCAAUAGCUCUUCAGACAUUAAUAAGCAACCAGGAGCAAGCCAAAGAAUAUGUGAAGCCAUAUGUAAGGCCAGUUAUGCAAGAGCUCUUACACAUUGUUAGAGAGACGGAAAAUGAUGAUCUUACUAAUGUAAUCCAGAAGAUGAUCUGUGAGUACAGUCAAGAGGUAGCUACCAUCGCUGUUGACAUGACACAACACCUGGCUGAAAUAUUUGGUAAAGUGCUUCAGAGUGAGGAAUAUGAGGAAGUAGAGGACAAAACAGUUAUGGCCAUGGGCAUCUUGCACACAAUUGACACUAUCCUGACAGUUGUGGAAGACCACAAGGAGAUAACUCAACAGCUGGAGAGCAUUUGUUUGCAGAUCAUUGGCCUCGUUUUGCAGAAACAUGUUAUAGAGUUUUAUGAAGAAAUUCUCUCCUUGGCAUACAGCUUGACAUGCCAGAUGAUUUCACCCCAAAUGUGGCAGCUUUUAGGUGUGUUAUAUGAGGUUUUCCAGCAGGAUUGCUUUGAGUACUUUGCAGAUAUGAUGCCUCUCUUGCAUAAUUAUGUGACCAUUGACACUGAUACUUUACUGUCUAACCCAAAGAAUUUAGAAAUCAUUUACGCUAUGUGUAAAAAGGUAUUAACAGGAGAUGCAGGAGAAGAUGCAGAGUGCCAUGCUGCCAAACUCCUAGAAGUAAUUGUUCUUCAAUGCAAAGGACGGGGUAUUGACCAGUGUAUUCCACUCUUUGUGGAGGCUGUUCUGGAGCGGUUAACAAGAGGAGUUAAAACAAGCGAGCUUCGUACCAUGUGUCUUCAGGUUGCCAUAGCUGCACUCUACUAUAAUCCUGACCUACUUCUACACACCUUAGAGAACAUCAGAUUUCCUCACAACCCUGAGCCCAUCACUGCACAGUUCAUAAACCAGUGGAUGAAUGACACAGACUGUUUUCUUGGACUCCAUGACAGAAAGAUGUGUAUAAUAGGACUGAGCAUCCUAAUGGAAUUGCAGAACCGACCACCUGCAGUGGAUGCUGUGGCUGCACAGAUUGUCCCUUCAAUUCUCCUCCUCUUCCUGGGCUUAAAACAAGUUUGCGCCUCACGAGAACUCACAGAACAUGAGGAUCAUGCUAAAGAUGAAAAACACGUUGCAGAAGAUAAUGAAGAAAUACCAAGUGAUGAAGAGGAGACAAAUGAAGUGAGCCAGGCAAUGCAGGAGAACCAUGGUGGAGGCAGUGGCAAUGGUGGUGGUGGUGGAGAGGAAGAGGACGAUGACGAUGAUGACGACGACGACGACUGGGAUGAAGAUGCUUUGGAAGAGACUGCUCUUGAAGGGUUCAGCACACCUCUUGACCUUGAAAACAGUGUUGAUGAAUACCAGUUUUUUGCACAAGCACUUUUAGCGGUGCAGAGCCGAGAUGCAGGCUGGUACCAUUCGCUGACAGCACCUUUGAGUGAGGAUCAGAAGAAACAGCUGCAGGAAAUUUAUACAUUAGCAGAACACCGGCGAAGUGCUGCAGAGACUAAGACAAUAGAACAACAAAGUGGCUACACAUUUGACAACAAAGGACUGAUCACAGCAUUUAACUUUGCCGGAAAUAAUCCUGGUGGCAACUGAAGGAGAAACUGCAAAGGUCAAUGGGAAGGGUUUCAUCGUUACAUUUUAUUAAAAUCAUCAUGACUUCUGAGUGAUAGGGGAGGGUAAUUUAAUGCUGCUAAAGGUUUCUUGGAAUAUAGCAGUGUGCUUCCCCCACCAGAAUGCUCUUUCUAACCAGCUACUGUAAUGUACAAAUUCUUGUGGUGUUUUUAUAAUUUGAUGGACUGAAAAGGAAACAUUUGUCCUCAAGGAACCUGAAUGACUGGGAGGGGGCCAGGUUGCAUCUAAUUGAGUUGCACUUCUCAGGUUUUUGCUGUGCAGAAUUGAUAGAUUCAUAUGGAUAACAGUGCCUUCUGUUGUACGUGGAUUGCCUGAACAAAUGAAUUUUGGAGUGCAUUAUAAUUUUUUAAGUGUAAGGACAUUUCUAGAUACACUGUAAGCCUUGGGUCCAUGUUUUCCUGUUAUCUGCCUUUUACUACAUAAUUUAAUUGUUUGUUGGUUGCAUACACAUUGCUGGAUUCAGAGUGUUAUCUCAUCUUCCCUAUUUGGUGCAGACCAAAUGUGCAUAGGGAAGCGCCUGUUGUAAUUGUAAAGCGUACACUGGUGGUGUGAAAGUGUCUUAACAAAAUGCAGAUUUUCCCUUGAUACAGUGGCUUUAAUUUAUUUUCCCUAGCCAUGAAAGUAGCUCACUUGAGUUAUGAUGGCACACAUGACCUGGCAGGUUUAUAUCCUAAAUCUACAUUGAUAUUACCUCCUGCCUGCAGAAGUGGUGUGGCCCUUGCAUGUAGAUGUUCUACAUGACAACUUUUUAUCUCCACUAUUUUCCCUGAAUACUGGAUUUUAUUUGGGCUCCUGCAAACUGCUUUUCUGUUUUUAUUAAUUCAUUACCAUUCCAGUGGUAGUACUGAACAAUGUAGUACAAACUAUUUACAAUAUUUUAUUUAUCUCAGUAGAAGGAAAAACAGCUCCAAAACUUUUUUUCUUCUUACUCUUACACUUCUGUGAUUGAAUUUCUGCUCUGCAUUCCAUUUGGCUCUUCUUGUCCCAUGUUGAAAUUUAAUUAUCUGCCAGAUUUUUUUUCCUAAAUCCCAAAGAUUGGUUUCUCAUAAAUUCAAAUAUAUGUUACUGGACCUUUGUGAAUAUGUUCAUGUGGUGAGAAGCUUACCAUAUGAGAAAUCUGAUUUCCAUAGGUGGCCCUUCUCUAGGUCUACUGGGAUCACAGUGGUAUAGACUAAAUAAAUAGGGGUGCUUUAGAAAGUCUUAAAAGCUUGGAUUGGAGACUUUUUAAUCCAGAUUUUGUCUCUAUAUGUUAAUUUCUCUGUGACUUAAAUACAUUUACCAAGCAGUGUUAACCAUAUGUGGUUAAGUAUUUCUUUGGAGCAGUGCCUCAACUGAAAAGUCAAAGCCGUUCCUUUACCCCCAUCAAAUUUUCAACAAUUGCAAAGAGUUGCAGAUUGCUGGCCCUGCUCUGUGCUGAAGCUUUCAUUUUUUAUAUAGAUGUUGGAGUAAUAAUAUUUCAGUCUGAUAAAUCUGAAGCUCUCUACUCCCUGGCUUCAGGACAGGGCCACAGUGUCUCUGUCUUUCUCCUUGCCCCAUAACCUGGAAUCUCCUCAUGCUCGCACUUAUGGAGCAGGAGGUUUCUGGCUGCUUUCUGUAUUCCUGAGUCUUUGUGUCAGACUCUCUCCAGUGCUGUUCUCUGCUGCUCGUUUUUUUUCACAGUAGCUGCAGAGAAAAUGGGCCUGGUUCAUGUAGGUUUUUCUGUGCUGCUAUUCAUUCAAUAGCAAUAGUGAAUUCAGUAGUGAAAAAUUCCCUUUUCUGGGUCUGUUGUAUAUAUAGAAAACGGUGAGAAGCACAGGGUCUGUAUUUUCAAAACUAAACAAUACGUUGAACUGCAUUAGGCUGACAGGCUCUUUAAGCUCAAACAGCAGAGAGCAGGGCCUCACACCUUUAUUUUAAAAGUUAGGCCAUGAAAAUCGCUGGUCACUUUUUCUAAUUUAGUAUUAACCAAAAUGGUAGGAAGGCGUUACAUCAAGUUUAGUGAAUUUCUCAGAAACCUUCGAAGUUUUGAAAUCAUUCACAAAUUUAAAAGUGUUUUUUUGGAACUAAAGGUUGUUGACAACUUCUGUCUUACCUGACAAUGGAAGUUAAGAAUUAGGCAGGUGAAAUGUUUAAGCCCUUUAUUACUUCAUUUGUAAAAAUGAGACUGUCAAGUGAGAUUUCUUUCAAAGCCCUUUUUCCCUCUCUACACUGACAUGCAGAGUAGAAAAGGGAUUUAUUUUUCUUCUGCUAAUGAGGUUGCCUGCACAGUCACAAACUAAUAUUUAGGAAUUAACAUGUUCAGGGAAAAAUCUGCUUUUGCACAGCAUCAUCUUUGUGUCACUCAACUGAACUAUGGCUGCUCCUAUUUCUGCUGCUUGUGCACUUUUCCAGUCAACUGCCAAGAAAAUUUCAUCCAGAUGUUUCUUACAAGGAGUUUAAUCAUCAGCGUGAAGUUGGGAAUCUUCGUUGUGUCAUUUUGCAGUUGAGGUCAGAGAUGUCUGAGGGGAUGGCAUGUAAAAGGGUUAAAUGCCCUUCCCUUCCCAAGAGAUUCAUAAGCAAAUGUUUCUACUGGCAAAAGCAAACAUUAAUUAUUUUAUUCUUUUUUUAAAAGGAAUUUCAUCCAAGAAGAUUUAUUGGGCUCUAGCCUCCCCUUUAACAUAUGGUUCUCUUUUAACACGAUAAAUACCUGUUUGUACAUGAUCAUAAAUAGGUAAUGGAUUUUAAGAAUUUCUUCCUGAGUUGUGUCCAGCUUUGUACUACAUUAAAGGGAGAGUAACACAAAUGUGCAUUACUGUCUCACUUUGAAGCCAAGGUAAUCAUUGAAUUUCAAAUACCAGCAACAGUUAACCAAGCGUGAUCUAGUUGCUGUUGGAAAUACAGACUCAUGAAUGUAUUGUAAAAUAAAACAAAGGCUGAUAACCAGUGACCUAUGUUGCCCCAUGCCCAUGUUCCCAGAGCGUGAAGAUAACUUAUAUGGGCACCAUGGGGACUUUACAUAUGAAAUUAGCAUUGUAUAGGUUAUAAUCAUAGCAAAUGUUAACUUGUAUGAUCAGCUGCUUUUUCAGAUAAAAUUAACUGGGUGUUGAAUUUCAAAUGCUGUUUUGUCACUCUUAAAAGGAAAAUAAGAAUCACCACAUAUUUUGGCUGCUUCUUUUUGCUCUUUUUCUUUCAAAGUUAAAGUAUGCGGUUUGCUUAUAUAACAAAGCAAAAUGGCCAGCUCCAGGAAGAGAGGACAAUAUUAAGCUAAGGAAAAAGUGAAAAACAAAAUAAACCACCACCAACAACAAAAAACCCCACACAUGCACAGUCUGAUUGAAAUGGAUGUGCUUCGGGAGAAUAAGUGACACAGUGAUAUGGUGAUAUUCUUUGCUUUAGGGUGGAACAGUGCCUGUGGGCUGUUGGGGAGAUAUGAAAUGAACUGCUGUAGGACAUGCCAUUUGCCCAUGAAGUACAAGCAGUUUGUAUCUCUGGAUUCCAUCAUAUAUUUUAGAUGAGAGAAGGUAGGACAGUAGAGGAUUUUUUGUCAUUAUAAAACAGGAGUCUGUCUUGAGACUUUUGUGAGCCAAAGGAAUUGUAGACGACACGAAUGAUUAACUAUCCUUUGUUUCCAGAAUACCUUUUAGCCCAUUUUUCUCUCUCCUUUCCUUCCCCUUGAACCAUUAUAUUAUCAGACAUUUCAGAGGAUUUUCAAAAUAUCUGAAAAGAUAAAGCUUAAAGUUUUUUAAGUGCUUUUGGUCAUGAAGCUAUGCAUUCUGUCUGAUGCAUGUGCAUCUACAGAAUGAAGUCUCUCAUUUGACAUGUACAACUGAUACAGAAAUAUAAAAUCCCCUCAUCUUUGCAGUUUGAGAGGAACAGUUCUGUGAUUUGCUUCUUAAAAUGGUGGAUCUUAAAAUGAUACUUUGAAAUCUUUACACAUGGUACUUAAAUUAACUCAAAAGAUAGGUAAGAAUGCACUACUGUACCGGAGUACACAGGCCUAAUUGUGCUAUAUGCCCCAGUCAGUCUUUUGAAAAUGUUAGGCAGCCUGGUGGUCAGCUCCUCAUGGAUCUCUGCCUCUGAAUGAGGACUUUCUUCCAAGUCCGAGAGGCCCUAUAUCUCUGUAGGUGGACAAAGAAUCGUAUUUUCCUCAUCACAGCAAAGCACACAGCAGGUACAGCUACUGACUUCUUGGAAGGAUGAGUAAAAACAGCAGUCUUUGCUUUUGGAUGUCAAGCCUUACCCCAAACAGAUGGGAUACAGUAGAGAUGGAUAUUCCCAGUGUGUUGAAGGAAGCCAGACACUAUUCCAGACACCAGAAAGCCUUAGCAGAAAGCCAUAUCAUAAAGGGGAUAUAGAAACAGGCUGAGCUGCUUGUUUUAGACAUCUCUUCAACUGCUACUACUGCUGUAAGCAAACCAUAUUCAAAGCAAAGUAGUACUAAAGCAGUGCUUGUGCACUAGACAGGUAAAAACGUCCCUGGCCUGUGGAUCUAAUCACAGUGCUCACUGCAAAUGCACUCAGAUGCUUUUAAAAUGGAAUACGCAACAUCCGUCCACAUGUCAGUACCCUGAAUUUGACAGCUGUUAAUGAAAGGUGAAAACUUAGUGUGAUUUUUCCUGGCAGAGAACAGAUGCAAACAGAUACAAAAGGUCUCGGAACCUCUUGUCCUUGAAGCUGGCUGAUGUGCAGUUACCUAGGGGAGACAGUGGCAUUACAGCCUUUCUUAAAGACUGUCAACAUACCUCCUAAAAAGCUACCUAAAGUGCUCCACGUCAAGGGAGCCAAGUGAUCAACCACUCCCUGACUAAUGGGUUUUGGGGAACAGUGAUUCAGAGAGAACCUCCAGGCAUCUGUAAUUGUGAUGAUGUAGGAAUUGGGAAAGUAUCCAUUUAAAUUGAAAUGAUGUGUUUGGUAUGAUUUUAGAUCCUGCACUGUUCCCAGUUUUGCCUGGGUCUUCUAGACAAGUGCCCAAGAAUUUUGUGCUGUGCCUUCCUCCAGGAAGAGAAUGUGCUUGACUUCUUGGGCAGCCCUAAGUUUGGGACAAUGCUUUGAACUUGGUGAGGAUCAGAAGGCGAUUUUGGUUGGAAGAUGAUAGUUAUCCGCAUCAGGGAAAACGAAGUGGAAGCUGAAUACCAGUGCUGAGAUUCUCCUAAUAGGCUGCAUUGAAGUUCACAAUUUUAAGUGCUUGGCUAUGUGCAUAGUGUGGUAGGAGAUGUACUUUCAGAUGCAUUGAUUUUUCCAGUGUGAAUUCAUUCCACAGUGGCAGCUCUCCUGAGGCAAAUGGAUGGAGGACUGCUCAGGGGCUGCCUGCUGGACCAUUCUGGAUUAUGCAAUAUGCAGUGAUAUGCAAAAUCUGAAAAAUGAUUUAAUAGAUGAAGUUGUUGAGCAUCAAAACUGAGUGUUUUCUUUAAAUGUGAUUUUAAUAUCGCGUCCAGUUAUGUUUUGAUUUUCAUGUUUCUUGCCCUCACUCAAAAUGCAAGAUUACCACAUGAUGUGUAGGCCUACUGAUUUUUCACAGGACUGUUUACCAUUUAAAGUGUUUUUCCAGAGCUGUCCCUUGUUUUGAGAUAUUUUCAACAUGUUUGUGUUAGUAAAGUUGCACAUAUCCCUCUCUCACUGCUUUCCACACACAGAGAUCUUGGAAAUGGACCUAACAAGAGGAAGAAGAGUGUUUUGAAAAGAGAAGAUUAUGCAUAGGCAGGUUAUUUUUAGAAAACAGAACAACUGUGGCCUCUGAAGAAAAUGUGAAACAAGAUAAAUAUACAAAAGUGCAUGAGGUAAAGAAAUGAGUAUAAAACAAUGUAAAUGAAACUCCAUUCUUUGAUCACAGCUGUAAUGUUUUACUUUUUCAUUGCCAAACAAUGUGUGAAAAUUGCUUUGGACUGCAUGUACUGUUGGUAAUAUGCUUAACAUAAAUAGCCUGAAAUAUUUUGGGGCUCUGAAAGAGGGCAGGCAGAUUUCUUCUGCUUAUUAAAGGAGAUAUGAGUCCAUGCUUGUAGUGACUAGAGGGAGACCACUCUGUACUAUGUUAGCAGGUUGGAUUGCAGGAUCCAGAGGCCUAAAAUACUACACUGAGUUGUCUUUGAGGGCAAGAAUUAACAAAUGCAAAACAUGCAUUGAUGACAAGACGAACCUCUUCCUAACUUAAAGAAUUCUGUACAGUGUUCUCUUAAGCUGUGCUGAAUUUGUUUUAAAAAUAGUAAUAAAUCUUAGUGCUUAGGUUGAAUGUUA
Molecule: messenger RNA, 9640 nt
Organism: Dromaius novaehollandiae (emu)
Lineage: Eukaryota; Metazoa; Chordata; Aves; Casuariiformes; Dromaiidae
Gene: IPO8
Product: importin 8
Exons: 25
Coding region: 263-3412 (1049 amino acids)
Biological process (GO): protein import into nucleus
Cellular component (GO): nuclear envelope; cytosol
Molecular function (GO): small GTPase binding
Source: RefSeq, a predicted model, not a curated record